This is a messenger RNA of Vombatus ursinus (common wombat), 6155 nucleotides long. It is a transcript of the gene TECPR1, whose product is annotated as tectonin beta-propeller repeat containing 1. Lineage: Eukaryota; Metazoa; Chordata; Mammalia; Diprotodontia; Vombatidae. The transcript is spliced from 26 exons. Gene Ontology annotation, cellular component: membrane. The record is from RefSeq and is a predicted model, not a curated record. The coding region runs from base 262 to 3858 and encodes 1198 amino acids.
GGGGCGGGGCUCCCAAGCAGCUCCAGAACCAGGUGUGUUGCUGCUGGAGAGAAGUCCUGGGAGAGUGGCCUAGGUCAGCAUCCCGAGCACUGCGAGCAUAGGUUUAGAUGGAAGAGGUGGGGAGUGGAGCAGGGAGCUGAAGACGUUCCUGUCUGCUUUGCAUCUGGAUGACUUUGAAGAGAAAGCCAUUGUAUACAAAGAAUAAAAAAAAAAAACUCAACAAAACUGACCAGCUAUACUUGGUGCACUGCUUUGAAGAGAAUGAGCUGCUGCCCAACCAUGCCAAAUUCCUUGCUGUGGGCUGUGGAUAUUUUUGGGAGAGUGUACACACUUGCCACAGCUGGCCAGUACUGGGAACUCUGCAAGGAUGCCCAUCUAGAGUUCAAGCGAGUCAGCGCAGUAAAGCAGUGCUGCUGGGGGAUUGCUUGUGACAAUCAAGUCUAUGUGUAUGUGUGCUCUAGUGAUGUCCCCAUCCGGCACCGGGAGGAAACCUAUGAGAACCAGCGAUGGAAUCCAGUUGGUGGUUUCUGUGAAAAGCUCAUGCCCAGUGACCGCUGGCAGUGGAGCGACGUGAGUGGGCUCAAGCACCAACAGCUGGAUAGUUUGGUGCUGCCAUCACCACACUGGGAGUGGGAGUCUGACUGGUACGUGGAUGAAAAUUUUGGAGGGGAACCCACCGAGAAAGGGGGAUGGACAUAUGCCAUGGACUUUCCUGCCACCUACACUAGGGACAAGAAAUGGAACUCCUGUGUGCGGCGGCGGAAGUGGAUUCGCUACAGGAGAUACAAGUCCCGGGACACUUGGGCCAAGAUUCCAUCCCAUGAUGACCCUAAACAGCUACCUGACCCUUUCAGUGAUCUCUCCAUUGGAGGAUGGGAAAUCACAGAUGAACCUGUAGGUCGACUCUCUGUUUGGGCAGUUUCUCUGCAAGGCAAGGUAUGGUACAGAGAAGAUGUCUGCCACCCAAACCCUGAGGGCUCUUCUUGGUCACUUGUAGAAACCCCUGGGGAAGCUGUGCAAAUCAGUUGUGGGCCCUAUGAUCUCCUUUGGGCCACUCUUUGGGAAGGGCAAGCAAUGGUCCGAGAAGGAAUUGAUAGAAAUAACCCCAAAGGCAGUUCCUGGUCAAUAGUGGAACCACCAGUGCCUGAAAAUGGAAUCAUGCACAUCUCUGUUGGUGUCAACGUGGUCUGGGCAGUCACUAAAGACAGAAAAGUCUGGUUCAGAAGAGGUGUCAACUCUCACAAUCCCUGUGGCACCAGCUGGAUUGAGAUGGUUGGAGAAAUGAUGAUGGUAAACGUAGGGUUAAAUGACCAGGUUUGGGGAAUUGGAUGUGAUGAUCGAGCAGUUUAUUUCCGACAAGGUGUUACACCAAGUGAGCUUAGUGGAAAAACAUGGAAAGCCAUCAUUGCAAACAGAGAGAAUGACCGAUCUCACACUGGCAGCUCAUCCAGCCUCCUUAGUGCUGGCUGUUUCUUUGGUGACGAAGUGAGAGGCAGUGGUGACUCCUUGGCUCCAAGUGACACUGAUACUUCCUCUGAGGCUGACAGGCCAGGGCUGGUGUCUGAGUAUGAGCUAUCUUCAGGCAGCAGCAGGCCCUGCCCCGAGAGCUCUGCCGUGGGCUCGGGGGCUCUGGGGGACUCCAGUGAAGAGGAGGCAGCCUUAUCUGUGAACCGAGAGGAGAAAGCUCAGGUCACCGCUCCAUCUCCCAGGCCAGAUCCUGCUCCGGCUGAGCUCCCCUGGACUAACAUUGACCUGAAGGAAACUCGGAAAACCUCUGCCCACUCUGCAGCCUGCUACGCGGAGACCACCAGCCUCUCUUCUCUGGGGCUCUUUCCUAUGGGUUUGGAGGAGGGCUAUGGAGCUGAUGAUCACCCACUGUGGGCCUGGGUGUCUGGAGGAGGCUGCACAGUGGAGACCCAUACAGUCCUGAAGUGGUUCACUGUUCAGUCAGGUCUCUCCACCUCCAUGCAGACGCUCUCCUUGUCUAUCACUCCGGCCCAGACGGCAGCGUGGCGAAAGCAGAUUUUCCAGCAGCUCACGGAAAGGACCAAGCGAGAACUAGAGAAUUUCAGACACUAUGAGCAGGCUGUCGAGCAGUCGGUGUGGGUGAAGACUGGCACACUGCAGUGGUGGGCAGACUGGAAGCCCCACAAGUGGAUCGAUGUCCGGGUAGCGUUGGAGCAGUUCACUGGGAAUGAUGGGACUCGAGACAGCAUCCUUUUCAUUUACUACAUGUUCCAUGAGGAAAAGAAGUACAUCCACAUAUUUCUCAAUGAAGUGACGGUGCUGGUACCCGUACUAAAUGAGGCCAAACAUUCAUUUGCCCUUUAUACCCCAGAGAAAACCAAACAGAGGUGGCCCAUCCGUCUCGCUGCUGCUACUGAGCAAGAAAUGUAUGAUUGGCUUGCUCUACUCAGUACAUCAUGCUCCGAAAGCCGAAGGAUCCAAGGCCGCCCUUCCCCCCAGGCCAUCUGGUCUGUCACUUGCAAAGGAGACAUUUUUGUGAGUGAGCCCAGUGCGGACCUGGAGGCACUCAUGCAUCCAAUGCCAUGUGACCAAAUGUUUUGGCGUCAGAUUGGAGGCCACCUUCGGGUAGUGGAGUGCAACAGCCAUGGUGUUGUAUGGGGCAUCGGUUAUGAUCACACAGCCUGGGUGUACACUGGGGGAUAUGGUGGAGGCUUUUUUCAAGGCCUGGCCAGCAGUACCAGUAACAUCUACAUGCAGUCAGAUGUCAAAUGCGUUUAUAUUUAUGAAAACCAGCGCUGGAAUCCUGUCACGGGCUAUACCAGCAGGGGUCUGCCUACUGACCGCUACAUGUGGAGUGAUGUGACUGGGUUGCAAGAAUGCACAAAGGCCAACACCAAGCCUCCCUCCCUCCAUUGGACAUGGGUUUCUGACUGGUAUAUUGAUUUCAACACAUCUGGUGGAACUGAUCGAGAAGGAUGGCAGUAUGCAAGUGACUUUCCAUCGUCUUAUCAUGGAUACAAAACUAUGAAGGAUUUUGUCAGACGAAGACGAUGGGCAAGGAAAUGUAAGCUGGUGACCAGUGGGCCCUGGUUGGAAGUUGCCCCCAUAUCUCUCUGGGAUGUCUCCAUCAUCCCUGGUUGUGAGGAAGGCAGCAAGGAUUCAAUUGCCCUUUGGGCCAUCAGUGACAAGGGAGACGUUCUCUGUAGGUUGGGCGUGUCAGAGCUCAAUCCAGCGGGUUCGUCCUGGCUGCAUGUUGGCACGGAUCAGCCCUUCAUUUCAGUGUCUGUCGGGGCUUUUUACCAAGUCUGGGCCGUGGCCAGAGAUGGCUCAGCAUUCUACAGGGGCUCUGUGUCCCCCAAACAGCCAGCUGGUGAUUGUUGGUACCACAUUCCUUCUCCUCCAAAGCAGAAACUAAAACAGGUGUCAGUGGGACAGACAUCAGUAUAUGCACUCGAUGAAAAUGGCAACUUGUGGUACCGACAGGGAAUCACCCCCAGCUACCCACAAGGAUCCAGCUGGGACCACGUCUCUAAUAAUGUCCGCAAAGUUUCUGUUGGCCCACUGGACCAGGUCUGGGUCAUUGCCAAUAAGGUUCAAGGAAGCCACAGCCUGAGCUGCGGGACUGUGUGUCACAGAACAGGAGUGCAACCCCGGGAGCCGAAAGGGCAAGGAUGGGAUUAUGGCAUUGGGGGAGGAUGGGACCAUAUUUCAGUCCGGGCCAAUACCACCAAAGCCCUGAAGAGUGUGUCACGGGAGACAAUGGAAGACAAUUUCUCCAGGACAACAGACCUAGAAGAGGGAGAUGGGAGUGGGGAGAGCGGCUUCUUUAACAAGACGAUGCUUGUCAUGAAUGCAGUACAAGAGAUGAAUGGCAGUGCAGUGACCUGCUAAGGAGUCAGGACAACCUUUGCCCACUGCAGGGAACUUCAGCCAGGAGGCUGUUUUAGCAGCAGCAGUUCCCUGUUGCUGCUAGAUUUUGUAGGGUCUAGAUUUACUAUGCGAGCCUUUUACAAUUAAAUUUAUUUUAUUCUUGUAUUGAAAUAUAACUGUUUGUCCCGAGAGAGAAGAUAGGCAUAGAGCCCGUGCACGGUUUGAGGGAAGUGGCCAUUUCAGAGGCCACCCCAUCACCUCAGAAAUGUGAAUUUUUUUGUCAUUGCACUUUUGUCUCAAAUCUGAUAAAUGUCUUUAAUCUUAUCUUUCCAUGCCUCUUGGAGUGUCUUACCCCUACAUUCUUGUUCUGGUUGGGUCCUCUUCCCCAGGAAAACCACAGUCAUGGGAAAUAGCUCCUUUGUUCUCCUUCUCGCUCUCUCUACUCAACUAUCACCACAAACAGGAAUCUGAGUCCUGGUUUGGGAGCCUGUCCUUUUGGUAAUGGCAAAGGGGAGGCAGAGCCUUGGGCCCUAAGCAGCAUCCUAACUGCAGACAGGCCCAGGCAAAGACAAGGGGAAGAGAUGCAAGGGUUGGAGGAAAGAAUUUUGGAGGACUCCUCCCUCCCAGAGGGUAAAGGAAGGAGAGUUAUUAUUAGCACUGUCCAGUCCCUUUGUCUCCAUCUAUGGCUGAAUCAUUUCUGAGCUAGGAGUCCCAGAGGCCCUUCUUGAACUGCUCACUUACUCCACCAGAAAAGCAUGAUACUUCCAUGCUCACGAAGUUCGCGUAAGCCCCUAGUAUUUCUUAGAGCCUAACACUGGACUUCAGUGGGGAAGGAAAGUCAGGAGAGUUGUGAGAUUGGAGGCAACAACCAGAUGGCCAGACCUCCCUCACUCACUGUGGUCUUAUUUCAUUUUUCUUUUCCCUUGUUUGUUAAAAGGGUUUUGUUUUUCUUUUGUUACACACACUUUCUUUUUCUCUUUCACUUAGGCUAUAUCUCCAUAUAAAGUGGAAUUUCAACAUGAAACAAAACAAAAUGGAUAGAUUUAAUCUAACAACAACCAGUUAAUGAAGUGAAUUGUUUGGGGAAAAAAAAGCAGUUGGACUUAAUUCAGCCAUGUCUGUGUGUAGACAUAAUACUACUGAAUUUUCCUUAUUUUGUUGCUGUUUACUUGUGCUGCAAAGGAAUGUGCUGCCAUAUUUAGAAAGAAUUAAUUUGAUAUGACAUUAGAUUAGAGAGAGGAGUUUUAGAAAAUUGUAGUUUGUCCAAAAAACUUGAAUUGACAUUGUUCUAAGUAGUCUUUAACUUAUAUUAUUGUAACCAAAUAACACUAAGGCCAAGGAAGGAAGACUGUAAAUUUUAGGACUAGGCACCUUGAGGGGAAAAGGGAGUUGUUUUUCUCAGCCCCUCCCCUGUGAGCAUUCAGUAAUACUAGUUUUUGAGUUCUUCAGUGAACUGCCCUUAUGAGAUAAGGCUUGCUGUUCCACUCAGAAAAACCACUGCCCCCGUUCCAUCAGCUGAAAUUAAAUUGCCCUUGGUUUUGAUCUGUUUUACAGAAGGGCAAUGAUGGAUAAUUCUUCUGUCAUUUUAUUGCCAGAUUUACAUCCUGUUGGUGAAAUCUUCUCUAGUUUGUCUUUCCAAACUGAAGACUUUUGCAUGUGCUGUGAAUCAAAAACAAAUGCCCAUUCUCUUAUUAUUUUAAGAUUAAAUAGAAGCUGAUUUAUAAUUAACUUUACCCAGAAUCAGCAUCCUUUUAAUUUGAUCUAUUUUCUUCUGUUGUUAGGAGAGAGGAAAGGCAUAUACUUAAUUAUAUUCCUCUGUGUUGUGUUUUAUUACACAUGAACAGGAUUGUGAACGAAAAGUUGCUUUGUGACUUCAUCUCAUGAACCAGAUUUGAAGUCCUGAAGUGAAUGUCUUUUUUGCAUGUAUUGCAUCUUCUGGCAUUUUUGACACCCCGGUAUAGAGUUUGGAUGUCCCAAAUGGAAAACUAUUUAAGAUGGUUUGCUUAAAAAAAGAAAAAAGAGAGAAGCUUGUUUACUUACAGUGGGUCGAUUUCCUAUCUUGUUUACAUGUUGCAUUUCAAGAUUUCCUUGUAAAUGGGCAUUAUGUUCUGUAUUUUCCUAAAAAUCACUCCCAGGUUAUGCUGUCGAUUUCUAUUUGUUUUCAAAACAAACUCCUUUAGGGGUUCUAACUCUGCACUCACUCAAAGGGUGAACUUCUUUUUCCCUUUUGAGAAUCGAAUGUUUACAUGAUCACCAGUACCAAAUUCUCUCAAAUUUCCAGAAUUCUUUGAGUCAAUAAAAUAUAUUCCAAAAUAAAA